UUUAAAUAUUAAACAAUUUAAGACAGAAAAGAGAGGUUCCCUUUGUAUUUCUAUAGGCCCUGAAAAAUUGAAGCUUUAGUCUAGAGUAAAAGUGGGGAAAUGACGAUCGACGACGACAGUUCGGUGUACGUUGGAGGACUUCCCUAUGACGCUACCGAAAGCUCAAUCAGCCGUGUCUUCAGCCUCUACGGUGCCGUUGUCGCCGUUAAGCUUAAGCUAGCAUUAGGGUUUUCUGAAAAAUCAAAGCUUGUUGAUGUGGUUGUCUCGCAGAUUGUCAAUGAUCAUACAACUAGAGGAAAAUGCUAUGGCUUUGUUACUUUUACAAAUCCUCGUUCAGCUUGUGAUGCCAUCAACGACAUGAAUGGCAGGACUAUCAAUGGUCGAGUUGUGAGAGUGAAUGAAGUGACCACCAGAGGGGGCAGAUCGAAUUUCAAUCGAGACCGCUUUAGACAUAGUGAGUGGGAUAGGGGGCGGGAUAGAGAAAGAGAUUAUGGUCAUGAUAGAGAACAGUAUCGGGAUCGAUAUAGCGAUAGGUCCAGAGAACACGAUUGGUCUUGGGACCAUGAUUCUGGAAGAGAAAGAGGAUAUGAGCAUGACGAUCAUGAUGGAGCUGGGGAGUAUUCAUUGGAUAGAGAUCAUGACAGAGAUGUGGAGGAUAAUGUGCACGCAGAAAGCAGGGACCAUAUUCAUGAGCGGGAGAUGGAACAUGACCUGAAUUUGGAUCAACAUAGGGAGAUUUCUGGAGCCAAUGGUUAUCCUAGAAAUGUUGAUGAGGACAAGGAGCAACAACUGAGGAGACGGAAUGGCUCUAUGAGCAAUGAUCAACAUGGCAGAGGGCUUUCAUCAGAUUCAAGUGAUGAUUACAAUCAGAUGAAAAAAGAACUGGAAAGAUCAAUUCAAAACCGUGAAGAACUUAAAACAGAGAUUUCACUGAUGGAAGGGAGGUUAGAAGAGACAAAACAAAUUGUUUUGGAUUUACAGAAAAAAUCUAAGACCCUGGAGGAUGCAUUGGUUGCCGCAAAGAAGCUGUCUUCAUGCCGCAAAAUGCAGUUAACUAAGCUGCAUAAACGUUUCCUGCAAGUAAAGGAGUAUAGAGAAAAACUUAAAAGCUGUGAACAAGAACUUCAGUCGCUGGUUGAUUCAGCAAUGCUAGAGAGUGAAGAUGAUGUGGCUGUACGGGGUGGCAGUUUGGCAAACGGCACAGCAUGAUUUCGUGAUGAAGUUCACUAAUCCUCUGAUAUGUCAUUUGUUUAAAGAUGUCACACGCAGCUUUACCUUUUGAUUGGGUUACUUAUAACUUUAUGUAGAUAGAGCAUGAGGAGAUUGAACUAGCAUUAAAAUAACUCCUUGAUUUAGAUGUAUAUGUGUUGAUAUUUAGAAUGUUAUUAAGGCCAUACUGUUCUUUAUUAAUGUAAUAUCAUAUAAUCCGAUGGUGUAAAUUCUAUUUUGAAUGGAUUAUUUGUUAUUAAGACCAGGAUGGUUUUUGGUCGACCUAGGGGCUUUGGGCCUGUUGCCCAACGCUCACCAAACACCCCAUAAGAUGAGUGCUUACCUGCAGGUCGGCUAAUAUGCCCAGCCCAAGAUGUUUUGUUGGACCGACGUCUUUAUCCAAGACGAAGGCAGCGUGUCCCGUGGUGUGGACAAUUGAAU
Messenger RNA from Durio zibethinus, 1650 nucleotides. NCBI's taxonomy places the organism in Eukaryota, Viridiplantae, Streptophyta, Magnoliopsida, Malvales, Malvaceae. The record is from RefSeq and is a predicted model, not a curated record.